This is a messenger RNA of Aureobasidium melanogenum CBS 110374, 1653 nucleotides long. RefSeq names its product siroheme synthase. The coding region runs from base 1 to 1653 and encodes 550 amino acids. The transcript is spliced from 2 exons. Gene Ontology annotation, molecular function: uroporphyrin-III C-methyltransferase activity. Gene Ontology annotation, biological process: sulfate assimilation; siroheme biosynthetic process. The record is from RefSeq and is a predicted model, not a curated record. Lineage: Eukaryota; Fungi; Ascomycota; Dothideomycetes; Dothideales; Saccotheciaceae.
AUGGCCACACCGGCAUUGCUUACUGCUGUUGACUCGAUCAACCACGUCCACUUGAUUGUUGGAUCCAACCCUCUGGCUGGUGCACGUUGUAAUCGAGCUCUCGAAGUCGGUGCAGUGCCAAAGAUCAUCGCUCCCGAAGACGCCCAAAUACACUAUGGACUGGCAAAGAAGAUUGAGGAAGGCAAGGUGGAAUGGAUCAAGAGAGAGUUCCAGGAUGCAGACUUGACGAGUCUGGGAAGAGACGAGGUCGACAACGUCGUGGAUGCCGUCUUUGUGACGACGGCAGGCAAAGGUGCUUUGAGCACACACAUCUCUACUCUUUGCCGCAGACUCCGAAUUCCCGUCAACGUGGCAGACGCUCCGAACCUUUGCACCUUCACCCUCCUAUCCACACACUCUUCGGGCCCCCUACAGAUUGGUGUCACAACGUCCGGCAAAGGCUGUAAAUUGGCCUCUCGCAUCCGACGUGAGAUUGCCGCUGCUCUCCCGUCCGAACUCGGUACUGCUGUCGAAAGACUCGGUACGAUCCGCCGUCGCAUCUGGGAGGAGGACCACGCAACCGAAUUGUCCAUGGACCUGGAAGCUGAAGAGGAGGACGCUGGGCAAAAUGCUCAGUUCAACAAGCUCAUUACACCUACCGAUCUGGAGGCUGCAAGGACAAGACGUAUGCGUUGGCUCUCGCAGAUCUGCGAGUACUGGCCCCUUCGUCGUCUGGCUGCCAUUACAGAUGCUGAUGUCGACGCUGUACUGGCUUCAUACAGCCAAGAAGCUGCUAUCGAAGCCAGCACUCCUCUGCUCAGCCCCGGAACUCUCGAUUCUAGAAGCCGCAGAGGUCGCAUCAUCCUAGCUGGUUCAGGUCCUGGUCACCCGGAUCUGCUGACUGGAUUGACACUCAAGGCUAUCCGCGGCGCCGACGUUAUUCUCGCAGACAAGCUCGUCCCAGCACCUGUCCUUGACUUGAUCCCCAGACGCACGCCUGUCCACAUUGCAAGAAAGUUCCCUGGAAAUGCCGAAGCCGCUCAGGAAGAGCUGCUUUCUCUCGGUCUCGCUGCAGCAAAGAAGGGCCAGACUGUCCUCCGCUUGAAGCAGGGAGACCCUUACCUUUACGGCCGUGGUGCUGAGGAGUACGACUUCUUCCGCCGUGAAGGCUACGAAGUCAGCGUCUUACCCGGCAUCACCUCUGCUCUUAGUGCUCCUCUCUUCGCCAAGAUUCCCGUCACUCACCGUGCCGUGAGCGAUCAAGUCUUGAUCUGCACUGGUACUGGUCGCAAGGGAGCCGCUCCUGACCCGCCUGUCUACCUUCCAAACCAGACUUGCGUCUUCCUCAUGUCUCUUCACAGACUUGGCGCUCUCAUCGACAGCCUCGUUGCCGAGGGCAAGAACUACCCCAAGACCACACCUUGCGCAGUCAUCGAGCGCGCAAGCUGCACCGAUCAAAGAGUCAUCCGCAGCACACUCGAAUACGUCUGUGCCGCAGUGGAAGAAGAGGGCUCAAGACCACCUGGUCUUCUUGUUGUUGGCCUUGCAUGUGAAGUUUUGGAGAAGGGCCACCAGAAGUGGGUUGUCGAAGAGGGGUUCAGUGGCUUUGACAAUUUGGGUGAGGGAAGUCUUGACGAGUUGAGUGCUGAGCUCCGUGGUGAGAUUGUUGCUUGA